Molecule: messenger RNA, 790 nt
Organism: Cylas formicarius (sweet potato weevil)
Lineage: Eukaryota; Metazoa; Arthropoda; Insecta; Coleoptera; Brentidae
Product: aquaporin AQPAe.a-like
Exons: 7
Coding region: 26-748 (240 amino acids)
Biological process (GO): transmembrane transport
Cellular component (GO): plasma membrane
Molecular function (GO): water channel activity
Source: RefSeq, a predicted model, not a curated record
AGGCCACCCAAAACGGUAAUGCGACAUGGAAAACGGUAACAAAGAUUACGGCGCGGAGAAGAGGUCGCCAUUGUGGCGCCAUCUGAUCGUCGGUCUGUCUGAGUAUUUCGGCACGACGUUGCUGGUAUUCCUGUCGUGCGUGGGAUGCACUUUCGGAAUACAGGGAAAUGUUUCGUCCAUGCAUGUCAGUUUCACGGCUGGUUUGGCGGUUGCGGUUGCCAUUCAGACUUUCGCUCACUUAUCGGGGGCGCUAGUCAACCCUUCGGUCACCAUUGCCGCGCUCGUAAUGGGACAAAUCACUUGGACUGAAGUGCCGACUUAUCUCAUAACUCAAGUGUUAGGCUCGUUGACUGGGUCAGGACUUCAUUUCGUCGUAACCAACGACGACCACCUGAACGAUGGAGUCUGCGUCAACUUGGUGAAUCCCUCGAUCACCGUAUGGCAGGCCCUAGCGAUGGAGACCAUCCUUAGCAUUAUACUAAACUUGGCCAUAUGCGCGUCCUGGGACGAAAGGAACUCCGAUAAGCUGGACUCUGUAUCGCUCAGGAUCGGACUGUUGGUGGUGGUGUUAAAUUUAGGGGCGGGCGCUUACACUGGGGCAAGUAUGAACCCGUCUAGGAGUUUUGGUCCAGCGGUAUUUAGUGGAAAUUACACCGACCACUGGAUCUACUGGGUGGGACCGACAUUGGGGGCCCUAUUCGCCGCCACAGUUUACCGAUUUAUAUUGUGGAGGAAAAUCACAUAUUAGAUGCGUUUUUGUAUACAUUUUAUAAAAAAAUACCUAGAAAGC